This is a messenger RNA of Neltuma alba, 1234 nucleotides long. Its product is annotated as heptahelical transmembrane protein 2. The record is from RefSeq and is a predicted model, not a curated record. Gene Ontology annotation, biological process: response to hormone. Gene Ontology annotation, molecular function: signaling receptor activity. The coding region runs from base 1 to 1011 and encodes 336 amino acids. Gene Ontology annotation, cellular component: membrane. NCBI's taxonomy places the organism in Eukaryota, Viridiplantae, Streptophyta, Magnoliopsida, Fabales, Fabaceae. The transcript has 4 exons.
AUGGAAACAAAAGUGAAGAGCGCGAAGAGCUUCGAACGCCGAUUGGUCAAGUUCCAUGAAUUGCCGGAGUACUUGCAAGACAACGAGUUCAUUCUUGACUAUUACCGAUCCGAAUGGCCUCUGAAGCACAUUUUGUGGAGCGUCUUCUCGUGGCACAACGAGACCCUCAACAUUUGGACGCACUUAAUAGGAUUUCAGAUAUUCGUCGCAUUGACGGUGAUGAGCUCGACGGAGACUGCGCAGAUCGGGCUCCUUGGUUGGGUCUCGAAGUUCUUCUGCUCCAGAGCUCUGGCGGUGGGUUUAUCGACGCCGACGAACGAGAGUAGCUGCUUAGAUAGCUACUUAUUUCUGGAACCCCAUCUAAGACACGUUUUGGAGGCAUCAGAAAAUGGUGCAGAACAAAUUCCGAGAUGGCCAUGGUUUGUUUUCUUAGGCGGAGCAAUGACAUGCUUAAUCUGCAGUUCUCUCUCCCACCUCUUUGCUUGCCACUCCAAACGCUUCAACCUCUUCUUCUGGCGUCUGGACUACGCCGGAAUCUCCCUUAUGAUAGUCUCCUCCUUCUACGCCCCCAUUUACUACUCUUUCUUCUGCAACCCCACCACAAGGUUCUUCUAUCUAACCUCAAUCUCUCUACUUGGAGCCCUCACCAUCAUUGCCCUUCUCUCCCCUGCUUUCUCUGCUCCUCACUUUAGGUCCUUAAGGACCUCCUUGUUCAUCACCAUGGCCUUCUUAGGCGUUGUUCCGGCCACUCACGCCGCCAUUCUCCACUGGGGCAACCCUCGUAUAUUUGUUGCCAUUUUGUAUGAACUUGCUAUGGCUUUUCUUUACCUCACAGGUGCUGCCUUUUAUAUCAGCAGAAUGCCAGAGCGUUGGAAGCCUGGAGCAUUUGAUAUUGCAGGCCACAGUCAUCAGAUUUUUCAUGUCUUUGUUGUCCUUGGAGCACUGGCACAUAGUGUUGCUACGUUACUAAUCUUGGAUUCUUUAAGGUUAUCACCAACCUGUGCAGCUUAGCUCAGUUCACUGGUAUACAAGAGGUUGUGACACUCUGUAUAUAGUAAUUAGAUACUCUGUAUAUAGUUUGUCUGUUGUAUAUAUUUGUAUCGCAUGAUGUCCUGUAUCUGUAUUUCUUAGGUUGGCAAUCUAUUCUUAUUGAAUUAAGAGCAGCUGCCAAUUCUUAUUGUACAUGGGUACUUUUAGAAGCAUAUGAAUAUGAUUUAUUCUGUGGCUCAUUCAU